CGCACUUUCUCGUUACCAGAUGGAGAAAUUCCGGGCUCUACUUCCUGGAGCAGAGGCGAAUCCAACUCCUUGUAUCCAUCACUCUAUGAUGUUGACAGUCUAGACCAGCAAGUGACAGAACUCUUAGAUGCUUCUCUGAGUACUUCUACGAAACAGACUUACAGUUCAGCUUUGCAGUGUUUUAUUACCUUUAUGUGUAUGAAUGGCGUAGUUUGUUCUAGAACAUCAUUACCCUCUAUUACUGAGACCACACUUGUUUACUUUAUAUCUCAUUGUAAAUCAGUUCUAAAGCUGAAGUACGAAACGAUGAAACUGUAUCUAGCUGGCAUUCGUUAUUAUUACAUUGUAGCAGGUUUAGGUGAUGUAUUACAUAAUUGUCAUCGCUUGCAUUAUGUUCUUAGAGGUGUUAAAAAAUCCCAGACAAAUCAAGUUGUAAAGCGUCAACCUAUAACAGUACAGAUUUUGAAAGAGUUGGUCAUUUUGCUAGAUAACGGAGCUUUUUCUCCGUCUUUUGACUCGAUGUUAAAAUGCAUGUUCUUAUGUGCCUUUUUUGGAUUCCUUCGAUGUGGAGAAAUUACAUGUAAGAAUGCUUCUUCUGUAGAUUUUGUUAGAAUAGAAGAUGUUAGUUUUCAUGAUGGGAACAACACUUUUGUAUUAAGAUUACGGAAUUCUAAAACAGAUCCGUUCUCUAAAGGCGUAGAUAUCACAAUUUUUGAAAAUGUAUAUUUUAAACCUGUACAUAAUAUGCUUGUGUAUCUGGAAUCACGAAAGUUGUCGGCUUGUGACCAAUCUUCACCAUUGUUUAUCGAAAGUGAACACUGUUGCCUGCCCAUAACUAGAGACAAAUUCAUUCAACAUCUUAGGGAACUCUUGCGCAGAAGCAGUUUUCGUGAGCAGAACUAUUCGGGUCAUUCAUUCCGCAUCGGAGCAGCAACUACAGCGGCAGCAGCUGGCGUUGAAGAUCAUGUCAUCAAAGAACUAGGCAGAUGGUCAUCUGAUUGCUAUGUGAGAUACAUUCGUACCGAUCGUCAAAUAAUCAAAAACGCUCAAAACAACAUGUGCAAUGCGUCACCAUGUACUGUGUAAUAGACAUAGCUGGUCAUACUAAAUGCUUUACGCCAUCAAGCUUGUCAUCUUAUAGUUAGUGGAACAAUAGGAAUAUAUAUGUAUUCUAUUUGUAUUUUUUUUUUUCAUUGUUCAUCAUUGUACAACAGUGUAAUACUUUAUUACACCAUAACUAUAUGUCAAAUACUUAAUUAACCUUUUCCUUUGCUUGGGGGCUUCACUCAUUUUAUUCGCUCAUUUGGUGGUCAUUCCUUGGGGAAUUCUGCCCCCAAGGUCAAUUCUAGUGACAUUUGAAAUAGUUAUUAUAAUCUUAUAUAACAUAUAGGUAAUUUGGUUGGUUAACUAGACUAGGCUGGUGUAGCAUGUAGAUAAUUGUUUUGAACAAUCAAUAGUUUGGUAUUUAGUUUAGAUUGUAGUUGAUAUGGGUUGUCUUGCUCCUCUCAGUUUGGGCAAUGCGUCAAAUCUACGGUAUAAACCCAGAGUUUUAUGCUGCCUGCUGGGAUCAGCCCCAGGCAUUUGUCCUACUCCUGGGAUCAGCCCGGAGUUAAAUUGCCUGCAGGGAUCAGCCCUGGGCACCAUCGUUAUGCUGCUACUCCUGGGAUCAGCCCGGAGUUAAAUUGCCUACAGGGAUCAGCCCUGGGCACCAUCGUUACUCUCCUGGGAUCAGCCCAGAGUUUUAUUAUGCCUGCAGGGAUCAGCCCAGGCCACUUUGUAGUACUUCUCUGGGAUCAGCCCGGAUUUUAUUUAGCCUGUGGGAUCAGCCCCGGGCACUUUGUAGUACUUCCGAGAUCAGCUUGGAAUUGAUUAUUUUAUGUACACAGUAAUAGUGGUAGCUAGUUUUUAGAUGUUAGAGGUAGUUAUUUUGAUGGUUGAAAUGAGUAGCCCCCAAGACGCCAAAGAUAUUUUAUUGUUUAUGAUGCAGGUAUAUUUUACCAUGUAUGUACAAGUUGAUGCAAUGUAUGUAUUUGUGAUUUUCUGAUGGAGUGUUUAUGGUAUAUAAAAGUGGAACCUUAUCUUAAUCUUUAUCUUUGUUACUUGUAAGUGUAUAAAUUGAAAAUUAAUUGUAGAUUAAAUUAUUAUUUAUACACCAGUUAAUUCCUGCUGCUAUCUAUUUGUAGUAAAAUAUUCGGGUACAUACAUGUAAUUAAGACAAUGUGUUAUCAUGUAAUUUGAGACGUGUUUAGUAUCGGUAUUGAAUUGACCAAUCAGGGGAGAGCAGCCAGGGGCAUUGAUGCCUAGAGGGGGGAGUCUGGUAUUGAUACAGAUGUUUUCAGCGUGAACGCUUUGAGUUCAAGAGCUACCCGCCCACCAUCCCCAUCAACAUCCCUGGCUGUAUCUCAGGGGCUGCUCAUUUGGUGGUCAUUCCUUGGGGAAUUCUGCCCCCAAGGUCAAUUCUAGUGACAUUUGAAAUAGUUAUUAUAAUCUUAUAUAACAUAUAGGUAAUUUGGUUGGUUAACUAGACUAGGCUGGUGUAGCAUGUAGAUAAUUGUUUUGAACAAUCAAUAGUUUGGUAUUUAGUUUAGAUUGUAGUUGAUAUGGGUUGUCUUGCUCCUCUCAGUUUGGGCAAUGCGUCAAAUCUACGGUAUAAACCCAGAGUUUUAUGCUGCCUGCUGGGAUCAGCCCCAGGCAUUUGUCCUACUCCUGGGAUCAGCCCGGAGUUAAAUUGCCUGCAGGGAUCAGCCCUGGGCACCAUCGUUAUGCUGCUACUCCUGGGAUCAGCCCGGAGUUAAAUUGCCUACAGGGAUCAGCCCUGGGCACCAUCGUUACUCUCCUGGGAUCAGCCCAGAGUUUUAUUAUGCCUGCAGGGAUCAGCCCAGGCCACUUUGUAGUACUUCUCUGGGAUCAGCCCGGAUUUUAUUUAGCCUGUGGGAUCAGCCCCGGGCACUUUGUAGUACUUCCGAGAUCAGCUUGGAAUUGAUUAUUUUAUGUACACAGUAAUAGUGGUAGCUAGUUUUUAGAUGUUAGAGGUAGUUAUUUUGAUGGUUGAAAUGAGUAGCCCCCAAGACGCCAAAGAUAUUUUAUUGUUUAUGAUGCAGGUAUAUUUUACCAUGUAUGUACAAGUUGAUGCAAUGUAUGUAUUUGUGAUUUUCUGAUGGAGUGUUUAUGGUAUAUAAAAGUGGAACCUUA
Molecule: messenger RNA, 3192 nt
Organism: Magallana angulata
Lineage: Eukaryota; Metazoa; Mollusca; Bivalvia; Ostreida; Ostreidae
Exons: 1
Biological process (GO): DNA recombination; DNA integration
Molecular function (GO): DNA binding
Source: RefSeq, a predicted model, not a curated record